Messenger RNA from Hipposideros armiger (great roundleaf bat), 3480 nucleotides. RefSeq names its product clavesin 1 (gene CLVS1). Gene Ontology annotation, biological process: lysosome organization. The transcript is spliced from 6 exons. Gene Ontology annotation, cellular component: trans-Golgi network; membrane; endosome. The record is from RefSeq and is a predicted model, not a curated record. Gene Ontology annotation, molecular function: phosphatidylinositol bisphosphate binding. Bases 248 to 1426 code for a protein of 392 amino acids. Lineage: Eukaryota; Metazoa; Chordata; Mammalia; Chiroptera; Hipposideridae.
AUAGAAGGACAGAGUCUCUGGCGCACACGCCUCCUACCAAAAUCACAGCCCGGCGGAGCCGGGGCUCUCAUUCACAGCUUUCUAGAGAAAUCUAAGCCCGAACCUGCCAGAAUAGGGGAUCUCACCUACUCAGCACAGCAGCGAGGACACCUGCAGAAACACAUUCCCAAAGCAAGGCUGGGCGGCCGUGUGAAGUAGCAACAGCCUCGGUUUUGCUCCUUUUUUGGAUGGCUUCCACCACACCUGAAUGACCUACUGCUUUCCAGGAACAGAAAGAAGACCCUUGAUCUGUCUGUUUCAGUGGCAGCCUGGUAGUAAAACAACUGUUGAAUGGGCCACGGUUUCAGCAGACCAUCACGUGAAUGGGACCAGUCUCUCUCUUCUUCCCAAAGAUCAGAAAUUAAGCAUCUGGACAGAUUUGGCCAAGAUGACCCAUUUACAGGCUGGACUCAGUCCAGAGACUAUAGAGAAAGCACGCCUGGAACUGAAUGAAAACCCAGAUGUUUUACAUCAGGAUAUUCAGCAAGUCAGAGACAUGAUCAUCACCAGGCCUGACAUAGGGUUUUUACGUACAGAUGAUGCCUUCAUCCUGAGAUUCCUCCGAGCCAGGAAGUUUCACCAAGCAGAUGCCUUUAGACUCCUGGCCCAGUACUUCCAGUACCGCCAGCUAAACCUGGACAUGUUCAAAAACUUCAAGGCCGAUGAUCCCGGAAUUAAGAGGGCUCUCAUCGAUGGGUUCCCUGGAGUGCUGGAAAACCGCGACCACUACGGCAGGAAGAUCCUUCUGCUCUUUGCAGCCAAUUGGGACCAGAGUAGGAACUCCUUCACAGACAUCCUCCGUGCCAUCCUGCUGUCGUUGGAAGUCCUUAUUGAAGAUCCAGAGCUUCAGAUAAAUGGGUUCAUUUUAAUUAUAGACUGGAGUAAUUUUUCCUUCAAACAAGCCUCCAAACUGACACCUUCCAUCCUCAAACUGGCCAUUGAAGGGUUGCAGGACAGCUUUCCUGCCCGCUUCGGAGGAGUCCAUUUUGUCAACCAGCCCUGGUACAUUCACGCCCUGUACACGCUCAUCAAGCCAUUCCUUAAAGACAAGACCAGGAAGAGGAUCUUCCUGCAUGGAAACAAUUUAAACAGCCUUCAUCAGCUAAUACACCCUGAAUUUUUGCCCUCUGAGUUUGGAGGAACGCUUCCUCCUUACGACAUGGGAACUUGGGCCCGGACGUUACUCGGUCCUGACUACAGCGACGAAAAUGACUAUACUCACACUUCUUACAAUGCAAUGCACGUGAAACACACAUCGUCUAAUCUGGAGAGGGAAUGCUCGCCCAAGCCGAUGAAGAGAUCUCAGUCUGUGGUAGAAGCUGGGACCCUGAAGCAUGAGGAGAAGGGAGAGAAUGAAAACACUCAGCCACUCCUGGCUCUGGACUGAACCCGGAGUCAGCCCAUGCUCCCGCAUAGCGUCAGCCUUCAGUGGUACCAGCCACCCAGGAAGCACAUGAGAAACUGACCCACACAGAUGCGUGCAUUCGGCUUGACACGAGAUCCUCUACUCCUGCCACCCAGUAAUGACUGUCACGCGCCGCUGGCUGGAGCAACCACAGUUGAACAAAAACUUGAGAGACACUAUUUGUUUUUUUUUUUCAGUGAGGGGAUUGGAGGAUGAAGCAAGGCAGUUAUGUAUACAAGAUUCUCCCUCUCCCAUAUUUAUGGUAUUAAAUUAAUUGCAAAGAGGAAAACUAAAUUUGAUGCACACACUGCAUUAGGACAAAGAUUUUUCCUCUCCAGUUGCAAUUUAAGAGUAAGUGCUUUUCUAAGUAGAUACGCCAGAAUUAAACUGUGCAGACACAAUUGUCAAGUUUAAUGUAGGACAAAGCCCUGGGACAAUAGUAUCUCCAGUAAUUUCCAUUCUUAUUGAAUUAUUUUCUUUGACCUCAUCACCAGCAUCAAAUUGUUCAGCCUAAGAGCAUGUUCUCGGAGGUCUGGCUAUUUGCAGUUUGCUUAUUUUGAUAUCCUGUAGAAAUGAUUUUGACGUCACGAAUCUUUUGUCAGGCUACUAGCUGAUUAUCGUGAGCUGACUUUAAAAGAAGGCACACAAUUUGAAAUACGAUUAUUUCAUCUUAGCAAUGUGACUUCCCACAGGCUAUGUGUGUCUGCAGAUAGUGGAGGUGGUAGGGUCCCAUCAGAAACACAUGUCAGUGAUUGAUGAAUCCAUUCAAGUGGCCUUCACUUGGGUAACGACAGCAGAAAAAAGUGCUACUAAAGCAUUUAACCCUCCACCCUCCUGCAUCCAGUUAAAAGUGGAGAGCAAGGGCCUGGCUGUUGCUGAGUGGGUAGGUAUUCAAUCAUGGAGGAAGACCCUUACGGAUGGGUAAACACACAAGUACUGAAAAUGAGAGAAGACGAGGAAUGCAGGAUGAAAUGCCAAAGAUCAUUUUAUUUCUUUGUCUAUUCUCCUUAGAAAUGGAGCCUCCCCACUAUCCAUUCAAAGGAAAUUAGAUAAAAAUAAAGGUAUCCUUGGAUAUGAUAGCCUUACUUGUGCCAUGUUUCCCAAAACCAAUUGUAUGUUUUUCGAUAUCUCUUAUUCUCCCAGCCAUCUGCAGGACAUGGGCAUUCAUUAGUACGACCAGUUGGUGCUCAAUGUCAAAUCAAAACAAUUUAGUUGAUAAUGGGAAGUCAAAUAUGAUUUUACAUUUUAAGGAUUUGGGAGGGUUAAUUUGUUAGCUAAAAAUUUCAAACGAAAGAGGUGACUGAACUGGCCAUAAAUCACCCCAAUGGAUAUUAUUACUAAUUGCAAGCAUUUAUUACAUUUCUUUCUCAAUGAGUCUAGUGUUUUCAUUUUUUUCUACUAGUAGACAAUAAUAACAUAAGUAGUUUUUGUAUCCCACCCUUGAAAUAAAAUUGAAAUAGAAUUAAAAAUAUUUCUCAACCAAUUGCACCACAGUAUUAAUAAAACUAAUUCAUUCUGUGUAGACAUUUCAAAUAACAAAAUAAUAACACUGAAAUGAUUCUCCCAAUGCAGUGACUGAAACACUUUCCUUAUAUACCAUGACAUAUGGAAGAAAGAUGGCGAAUUAAAGUGAAUUAGAAAAUCCAUUUUAUUACUUGGGUUUAUAAGAUAGUUGUGUAAUCCAGGUAUUUAAAAUGCUAUUGGAGUCAAUUAUUUCCAACUUUUGCAACAGUAAUAACAAUUCUGGCUUUUCAAUUGGCAAUAUUUAGAAUCCUACUGUAGUGACCUGAUUUUAAAUACCAUAUUAUAAUUACUAAGUUAAGAGCUCGUUUUUACUUGUUCCAUAAUUUCAUUACAUGAAUGUAUGCUGAUGGUUCAACAAUGAAAACUUAUACUUUGAAUUUGUUUAUGUGUAUGCAAUAUACAUACAAGAGCCAAAUUCAACAAAUGACAUGAAUGUUACCACAUGAGCACUGCAUUGUAUCGUCCUGUGUCAGUCAUUUCUUCUGUUCAAUAAAUACUGAAGGACACAGAUA